AAAGAGGCAGAGCGCGAGGGCAGCGCAUGCGCACGGAGACCUGAAGAAGAAAGAGAACAGUCCUCGCCCCCCCCCCCACUUUCUCGGGGAAAGACAAAAAAAAGUCUGCGCGAAAGUCCCGCAGCGCUUCGCGGGGCUCGUAUUAAACUGGCGGGGGCGCCCAUGAGGUGAGCGAUCAUGUGAGAAGUCAAGCUGAUAUGACGACACCAUAGCGAGCGAGGGCGCAAGAGGAGAAAACUUUUACCAGAUUCAGCCUUAGAAUGGACAGUUACUUCAAAGCAGCAGUCUCAGACUUGGACAAGCUACUUGAUGAAUUUGAGCAGAAUACUGAUGAACUUGAAAACAACAAAAUUGUAAAUCCACAUGAUUCCAAAUCUCACUUUCUUUCUUCAGAAUUAGACUACCAGCAGCCAAAAUUCCUGGGCCCAAAUGUGCAAGAAAAUAUUAGUAGUUGUACCACAUCAACUGAGCUCUCAUUGUCUAGUCAGACUACAAAUGUAGCAAACUUUGAACUGAACACUGAACAGAAUGAGAAAAAUGUCACUGGGUUAGAUCUUCUGUCUAUGGUGGAUGGUGGUUCUUCGGAUAAAAAUCAAUCUUCUUGCCUUGGGCGAUGUAGCAUACCCGUCUGUGAUCUUAUCAGUGACACAGGUAAUUUGAGCCAUGUAAAAAGUAAUUCGGAGUGUAUUCAAAAGUUGCAGCCAGGUGACUUUCAGACCAAUACAAGCUCUCUUACUGGUUUUGAUUUAUCAUUGAUAACAGCCACUGCUUGUAACUUGUCUGUUGAUUAUAGUGCGGAUUCUGGCACACAUCAACUGACUGAUGAAGAUACAACAUUGUAUAAUAAGGAAGAUGGCACAACCGAAAAACAGAGCCAAGUGAUGCUAAAGACAGACAGCCUUUCUGAAGCAAAUGUAGUGGAAUCUGGUGGGGCUCAAGAAAAGACGGGAACUUUGGAUAACAAUGAAGUAAUUGAUCAGGUAGAACAAACUACAGGCCUUGAGAGAGUAUCAGCUUUAAUAGCCCAACUAACGCCAACUGUAGAAAGUUCCAAAGAUGAGCUGCCUUGUGAGUUGUUAGUAGAUGAGAAUAGUGCAGAAAGUGAAACGAUACAUGGAGAAAGUGGCAAGCAAACUAUUUCAAAAGAAGAUAAGAUUGAAUCUGAAACCUCUAACCUGCCAAAGACACAUGGGUUGAAUAACACCAGCUUAAUAUUGCCUAAAGAAGAGACUUUAUGUGCCUCCCCACUUCAAAUUGAUAAUAUGUUAGUAUUGGAUAAAACACCCACCCCUGUGGAAAAUAUCUCUAGUGCAGAAGAGGAAACCAGUGCAACUGCAAACAUGGUUUCAACAUCGGAGGUCUCUGAAGAUGUACAGACUUCAUUGUCCUGUCUUCCACUUGCUGUUUCUAUAUGUGGGUCACUAGUUUCAGCUGAUGACACAAGUGGAAAAACUGCUCAGAGUGAAGCAGCAGAUGUCAUUAGUGAUGUAACUGUGCACACAGAAAAAUAUAACAAUGGCCUUUCUAAAGAAGAAUUGUUUCACAGAAUAGAAGCUUCUGAACAAGAUGGAAAUCUAAACAAACCCAUCCAGUGCUGCCUAGAGAAGCCUGCCUUUACAGAUAGCGAGAAUGUGGGUUUUGACAACAUUACUAGUAAAUGUGAUCUUUUCCAAUACCAAGACUCUGCUGCUACUUCUAGUUCUUCUUUGGUUACUGAAACAUGCAGCAGUGUUUUGCCUGCUGACAUUGGUGAUAGAGCUUCAAUUGAUCUAGCCAUAGAAGAAGACAUUAUUGGAAGUGAUAUGCUCAUUAGUGAUGCUGAACUUGAUGCCUUCUUAACUGAGCAUUGUUCUGAAGUGAGCCAUUCAAAGCCUCUGGAAGAAGACACUGAUGAUGGACUAUCAGAAUCUGAUGUGAUUUAUGAUAACUUAAUAGAUGCUAAAAAACUGAAUGUCAGAAGUGAUAGUUUACAAGUAGAAACGGAAUUUAAGAAGAGGGAAGCUUCUGUCAAUAACAAUUGUAUAGUUUCCAAUUCUGAACCUAGAUUGGGGAUUCUGCUGGGAAAAGGAACACAGCCGGUUCAACAAGAGACUUCAGAUCACAUAAGUGAAACUGCAAGUGAAAUUUCAGACCUCGCAAGUAGCCAACAGAUGGUGCACAGUGGAGGUGCAAGGCCAAAACAGUUGCAAAACUUUUCACCAAAAUCCAAACUCUCUUCUGAGCUUAGUAGUCCAAAUAAACUUGAGAGUCAGCCCCAAGUGAUAAAUUCCACAAUCUCAAAUACCUCUCUCUCAGAUACUAAAACCUGUUCUGAGUCAAACUUCAGAUUUAAUAAUGCUGACACACAAAGCUGCUUGGAAAACAAAGGUAGUGUCUCACCUGUGAUCUCGGAACCUGCUCAAGUAGUAGAACAAGCUGUAGUCCCAGGAGACAAGCAGCCAUCCUGGGUUCCUGAUUCAGAAGCACCAAACUGCAUGAAUUGUCAAGCCAAGUUCACAUUUACAAAAAGAAGACACCAUUGCCGUGCUUGUGGGAAAGUUUUUUGUACAGCCUGUUGUAAUCGGAAAUGCAAACUUCAGUAUCUGGAUAAAGAAGCAAGAGUCUGCAUAAGCUGCUAUGAGUCCAUUAACAAAGCACAGGCACUAGAAAGGAUGAUGAGCCCAACGGGUCUUGUGCCCAAUUCUGGUACCUCUGAAUAUUCAACUGUUUCACCUCUGCAGGAAGCACAGACAACCGGGUUGUGCCCUAAAGAACAGAAAAGAGUUUGGUUUGCAGACGGUAUUUUGCCUAAUGGGGAAGUUGCUGACACAACAAAAUUGUCAUCUGGAGUCAGAAGAUCCCCACAGGAACCAUAUCCCGUUGAAAGUUCAACAAAUGACACUGUUUGUGCAACUGAUAUCAAACCAAAGGAUGAAAUGCAUAUUGCUGGACAAACUGAGAACUUCAGUUCUCCUCCUUUUGUUCCAGAAGAAGAUAUUUUGUCCCCCGUAGGACAACCUGAGUUGUCAUGUAAUUCUGACUGUCUGAUUCCUGCUAUUGCUGAAUUCCCCACUAUUGUUGAACCAGUAAAGCAUCCUGUUCCUGCCACAACAAAUGAAGCUAGUGAUGUAACUGUUGGUCCAUUAGAUUACAGGAUGCUUUGUGGUGUUGAAAACUGUGUUAGCAAGGAGAUCAGCCUUAUUCCUGAGGAUAAUGGGUUGCCUCCUCUUCUGCUUGCAAGAGGAGAAAAAGGAGAAGAAUCCUUAAUAGAAGAACAUCCUUCUCAUAAGCAAGUCACUUUACUACUUGAAGAACCUAAUCCACUAACAUUCAUCCUGAAUGCAAAUCUUCUUGUGAAUGUAAAGAUACUCCCUUAUUCUUCAGAAAGGUGCUGGUACUUCUCAACUAAUGGACUGCAUGGUUUGGGGCAGGCAGAAAUUAUUAUACUGUUACCUUGUUUGCCAAAUGAAGAUGAUGUUCCUGAAGAAAUAUUCAAAUUAUUUAUUAAUAUAUAUAAGGAUGCCAUGAAAGGAAAAUUCAUAGGAAAUUUGGAAAAUAUUACUUUCACUGAAGGCUUUCUUGGAAGCAAGGAGAAUGGUGGAUUCCUAUUUGUUACACCAACUUUUCAGAAUCUAGAUGAUCUCAUACUCCCCAAAAAUCCUUUUUUAUGUGGUAUUCUUAUUCAGAAGCAAGAGGUGCCAUGGGCAAAGGUGUUUCCAAUUCGCUUAAUGUUGAGAUUAGGAGCAGAAUAUGGAGUGUACCCAACUCCUUUGACAAGUAUUAGACAUAGGAAGUCAUUGUUUGGAGAAAUAGGACACACAGUCAUGAAUUUACUUGUUGAUCUUCGGAAUUAUCAAUAUACAUUGCAUACAAUAGAUAAUUUAUUUAUUCAUAUGGAAAUGGGUAGAAGCUACAUUAAAAUACCUCUGAGGAGAUAUAAUGAGGUGAUGAAAGUCAUAAAUACUUCUAAUGAGCAUGUCAUUAGCAUUGGAGCCAGUUUUAGUCCUGAAGCAGAUUCUCAUUUAGUCUGUAUACAGAAUGAUGAUGGAGCCUAUCAGACACAAGCAAACAGUGCUACUGGACAGCCUAGGAAAAUUACAGGUGCAAGCUUUGUUGUGUUCAAUGGAGCCCUAAAAACAUCUUCUGGAUUCCUUGCUAAAUCUAGUAUUGUUGAAGAUGGAAUAAUGGUUCAAAUAACUCCAGAGAUUAUGGAUGGCUUGCGUCAAGCUUUAAGGGGGAAAAAGGACUUUAGAAUUACGUGUGGCAAAGUCGACUCUGGAGAUCUGAGGGAAUAUGUAGAAAUUUGUUGGGUAGAAAAUGAAGAAAAAACAAAUGUGAGAGUUACAAGCCCAAUAGAUGGGAAAUCAAUGGAAGGAGUUCCAAGCGAAAAAAUUGUCCAAGAAGAAUAUUUUGAAAUGGACAAUAAACUUGUAAAGUGUACAGAAGUGUUCUAUCUCUUAAAGGCCACUGAGGUAUUCAGUCAUGCUCAUCAAUUUGCUAAAGAAAUUGCAUUGGCUUCUUGUAUGGCCCUUCGCCAACAUCUCAAAACCCUGAAAAGUCAUGGAAUGAACAAGAUAGGCCUGAGAGUCUCCAUGGAUACCGAUAGGGUGGAAUACCAGGCAGGAUCUGGAGGCAAGCUUCUUCCCCAGCAUUACCUAAAUGAUCUGGAUAGUGCUUUGAUCCCAGUGAUUCAUGGUGGGACAUCAAAUGCUACAAAUCUACCAAUGGAAAUGGAAUUAAUAUUUUUCAUCACUGAAUCUCUCUUAAUAUAACAGGCGUGUAUGUUAUACUGCAGUGGACUGAAUUGCUAGCAGUGACCAAUACCAAAGCAGUUAGAUUACACUAUGGAUGAAAUAUUCAGGUUUUAUUUUUUUAAAAGCCAAUGAUUUAGUAACACAUCUUUAAUAACAUUUUACCUUUUUAAAAUGUGAGCAUGUUCCUCCUUAAUGUCAACAUGAAAUAUCAUUUUAAAAACCUGACCAUUAUCUAACGUUCUGAAAGUUUACACUUAAUACAGCCCAGUAAAAGGCAAGAAAGGAUUAAAACUAGCUUGUGUGUGCAAAAUACUGAAGGAUAUCCAUCUAUCAUUUGCAGAUGUUUUAGGUGGUUUUUUAAAUUAGAUACAAGUCUGAUAGGCUAUUCUUAAAUAGUUUUGGGGUUGUUUGUUUGUUUGUUUGCUUGUUUUAAAAAAGAUAAGUGUAAGCUAAAGUGGGAUAUGUUUGAACAGAUCAAUAUUACCUAGAAACACAGCAUGUUUCUUACCAUUGUAAUAAUUUUAUAACUCUGAUUUUUUUUAAAUGGUAUGUUUUUGAAGUGUAUAAUGAUGCACUUUUGCAAAAUUUGUCAGCUCUCAUGGAAUUACUUUUUUGAAUGGCUAACUUUGUUAUAUGUUUAUAAUGAAUUUAUUGAACAUAAAGAUGAAUACCCUUUAUAUUAAAUACCUAAUCUUUUUUCUUCUAUGCUCAGAUGUACAGUUUCUUGGUUUUUCCAAGAAUGAGUAAGAAGCCAGAUGACCCUUAAAGUAGUCAUCCUGUAGCGGUAAAUCAGGCAUAAAGCCUGUCAGUGCGCCAUUCUCUGAUUUUUGAGACCUCUUGGUAUCCCUGUUUAUUUUCAGGGAGAACAAUGUAUUAAGUGUGAAUUUUCAUGAACGGUUUCCUGUAUACAGUACUUAUUUUUAUACUGGGGUAUUUGCAUUAAAUAAGCAUUUAUAUAUGAGGAUAAUUGAUAUUAGUAUCUGAGAACUCUAAAUACAUUUUGAUAAUGCCUGCAUAAUGUUCCUGUUUGUUAUGCACAGAAGUAAAUUGUGUGUGCCUAUGUGUCUGUUUGAUUAAAGUAUUAGACUGAAUUUAUUGCA
Molecule: messenger RNA, 5833 nt
Organism: Podarcis raffonei (Aeolian wall lizard)
Lineage: Eukaryota; Metazoa; Chordata; Lepidosauria; Squamata; Lacertidae
Gene: ZFYVE16
Product: zinc finger FYVE-type containing 16
Exons: 19
Coding region: 261-4751 (1496 amino acids)
Biological process (GO): endosomal transport; protein targeting to lysosome
Cellular component (GO): early endosome membrane
Molecular function (GO): metal ion binding
Source: RefSeq, a predicted model, not a curated record